Nothobranchius furzeri (turquoise killifish) is the source of this 2477-nucleotide messenger RNA. The record is from RefSeq and is a predicted model, not a curated record. NCBI's taxonomy places the organism in Eukaryota, Metazoa, Chordata, Actinopteri, Cyprinodontiformes, Nothobranchiidae.
AUGAGGGUGGAACUGCAAUUUUUCUUACUUCCGGGAUGGGACCAUUUUUAGAGAGGCAUUGUGGGGGCUUGGGCGUGAGGCCACAUGCAAAGGGUCAAUACCAGCGCAGACGGAGAAGUAUAAAUCCGGCUCAAAGACUGAAAACUGGGUGUUUCUUUGGAAGAAGCCUUGAAAAGCUAAGCUAAGUAGGAGCAAUCGAUUUCAGUUGGGGAAACAAAAUAAAUCUGGACUAAAGAUGAAAAGGUUUCCACUGUGCAAAGGAAUGCAUAUUAAGGUUAUUGCUAUAUGCUGGCUGCUGUGAUUCUUCUUCUUUUUUCCCAGACGAUGCUUUUCAAAGUGCAGUAUAUAGGAAAAAAACAUAUAUCAAGCUCAAUGGAGCCUCAUAUUCUACAUUCCUCAGUCAAGCCAAGGAGAAGUUUGGCAUCCAAGAUGAUAAAAGGAUGUAUCUUGUGGAUGAAACUGGGACAGAAGUAGAUGAGGAUGUCUUUACUGAUGUUCUGGAGGAGAAAUCAGACAUUGUCUGGACCCUCAUUGAUGCCUCUUCUGUAGAAGAAUCUUCGGUGCAGUCCUCAUGCACAGACACGCUCUCCUUGUCAUCUUUUUCAUCAGACAGCGAGUUAUCUGUUCUGUCCCCUAAAAGACGUCGCAUUGAUGAAACCACGAUGAUGUCCCCAAGAAGAGAUCAAAAUGACGACACUUCUUUAAAAGCCAAAGAGCUUGUUGAAAAACUUCUGCAAACCAAGCCAGGAGGUGAGAAAAUACUCAAAGAAUACAGACAAACAAGAGAGGUUAAGGACCCAUUACGGCAGAAGUUGGUCAACAUGGUUGUAUCGGCGAUGAUUGAGCAGUAUGGGACUGCUCCACCAAUGGAUGUAAGGACACGUUAUGCAUUAGGAAUCGUCACCCUGUUUCCCUGUCUGAAAGACCCAUACUCUGAAAAAGGAUAUGAGCACUUUUUUGAUUCCAAAAGUAAUGAAGGCUACAUCGCUUGGAAACUAAAAAACAUGCAGCGUGAACUCCAUGGUGGCAGGAGAAGGAGCAGCACAAGUAGAGAUCCAUCAAGCAACAGAGGACCACAGUUUGGAAGACCCGUGACUGCAGAGCAUCAGUUGGAGGGCGAUCUGUGCAGAGAGGCCAUUUCCCUGCUGAGGCACAGCACGGAUGAAAGCCAGAUCUUCUUGAAAAUGGAACAGACAUUUAAGCACAGACAAGAACUAAUUCAGGAUUCGGAGAAGUGUGAGACCAUCCUUGGUGUGUUCCCAAGAUUCCUGGACACAAAAGGCCUGGUAAGUCCGCUUUGGAUAUAGCGUCUUAAGCUGCAGGCUUUGUCGUCUUAUUUCAGAAUAGUGGGUCAUGACUGUUUUAAUUAGUUCAAAAAGAUUAGCAGACUUUAAAAUGUCUUUGUUUGCUGAACUGUGCAGUUUCCAAAUGUGUGUGUGUGGUUUUGUUUGAUUUUAAUGUGGUACAGGAUUUCCAGAUGAUGUUUGGAGAAGAAGUCUCAUUAAAACUAAUGGAAAAAUGGGGAACCUCUUUGAAGGUGAAAGUCAUCAAAGAAGCCAACAACCUCACAAAGACACCGGUCCUGGAGUCUCUCAUUCAGUCUUGUUGGUCUUUUCUUCUGUAAGACCAUCACAGGUACGGAGUAAAUGGAGAGGAAAAAACACCUUUCGUUGGUAGAGAGUGAAGACAAAUAAUCAGAAGAAUCAGUCUGGUUCACCGCUGCAGAGGGAGAAACACACAGCUUUCCCAGCUAAACCCGCGUUUAGCUCUUGUCUGCUGCAUCAAGUGUUUCUGGCGUUCUCUGAUCAGCAGCUAUAUUUAUUGACAGAUUAUGGAAUGUUACAUACGUAGUUCUGCCAUCUGCACUUGCAGACGCACGUCAGCUAAUAGCCUUGUUAAUGAAAGACCAAUUCAUCCCAAGAACAUGCAACCUUGAGAUGGCCAGGAACACAUCCUGCAACAUCCUCGGAACAGUUGGUGCUGUGAGAUAAGGCGGACAGGAGAUGGGAUGUGUUACUCCCUUCCAGGUAUGCAGCUGGUUAGAGCUUUGUGCAGAAAAGGCACUGAGAGGUUUUUGAUAUUAUAACAAGAUUCCAUGAAAAGGCAUAUAAUGUAUUUAUGAUAAUAUAUAAGGAGCAUAUGUGAGAGAUACAUAUAUUUUCAUAUAAAAGAGCUUAUAAUAAUAUAUGAAAGAGCUUAUAUGAAAGACACAUAUAUUUUCAAUCCCCCUUUUGAACUCUUCAAAAGAGUUCAACAAAGAGCAGAUCAAUAAAUGGUAAAAAAGACAUGAAAAGAACAACACCAAAUAUCACUAAACAGAACCCAUCUCAAAACACAAGAUGGAGUUCCAGAGUAAUACAUCAACUCUUAACAUGCAAUGAUCAGGAAACUGAAAAACAGAUGAAUUCACAGCUGUGACUAUAAGAAACUGUGAAACAAUACAUGAAACAUGACUUUAGCAUUGACUGCACAUAUCA